This is a messenger RNA of Cooperia oncophora, 402 nucleotides long. The record is from the annotation of a GenBank genome assembly. NCBI's taxonomy places the organism in Eukaryota, Metazoa, Nematoda, Chromadorea, Rhabditida, Trichostrongylidae.
AUGGAGCAGAACAAGUCUCAGAAACAGUUCAAAGAAAACACUCAGCAAUUUCAAGCUUCGGAGCGUGCACCGGGGUUUGACAUAACUGCCUGCGUCGAAGAACGGCGAGAAGACACGCGCAAAAACGUUCCUGUUACAACUAUAUGGAAUAGCGCUCAUGUUGCCGAACAGAAGGAAUUGUUGGAAGAGAUGGAACCAGUCAUUCCUUCUCCUAUCGCAAGACCUACUCCAGGAUCCAUAUCUGUAGCUUCAUGUUCUCCUUCGACGUACCACGAUUUAGUCAGGAGGCAGGUUGUUGAGCUUCCGGUUUCGCUCUCUUCUAGCCAUCCUAUUUGCGCUGAAAAGUACGACUUCACCUUUGAUCCACGCCUUCAUGAGGUUCCUUUUACAAGUAUUAUGUGA